UAUACGUGUGACAAGAAUUGAGUGUACAACGCGGUGGAUUUUUUUUUAAAAAGUGUGAUAAAUUGAUGGUUUCAUCUCAUUAUACAUUUGAAAUAAUGUGAGAGAAGUGCACGUUAUCACAGAGAACUUUCAGUAAAUUGUUAAACAAUUAUGAUCGCGAUUUAUACAAUAAAUGCUCCGAGUAUAAUUAACACAAAGAAUUUUAAAACACUGGUCGAUCGCGUUUUGUAUCUAAUGUGCGGAAAACAAGAAAAGCUGAAUAAUGAGCAUGGUGAAAGAUCAUCUGCCAUUUAUAAUAAAAUAAACAGGAACACAACAUGUAAUAAAAUAUCUAUAAAUCACCUGAUUUUUUCUGACGGUCUAGUAUUUCUCUACUUUCCAUCGGUCUUAAAGGCGAAAUGGCAUAAAUUGAUCUCAAACAUUGAAAACGGUUUUUAAUAACUGACUUUAAUUAAUAAGUGUUUAUUUUUUGAAUGGGGUAUGAUUUUCAAGAAAUAAGUGUUAAAAUUUGGAGAGUGUCUCAGCAUUGCUGACGGAUAUGCGGGACAGAGAAUCGGUGAUAAGGUGCGUGAUAUCUGUGCCUGGUGUAUGUUCAUGUAUUUGUAUUUACCCAUGGAAAUAAACAUACAUAAUUAAGCGUAUGCCGUUCUACAAGCGAAGAAAGCUGUCGCUGGAUGAGCAGGAUGGAAAAGAAGUUGACCGAAACAGCGAUGGAAAACAGGGAAAACAAGGAUCGUCAGGUUCGGGUAAGCCUCCAUCCCUGCCCGAGCGCCGAUGUUCAAGGCAUGAGAAAAGAGCAGAUAUGUCUUCUCCAGCAACGACACUUGUUGCUGACGACGACAACGGCACUGAUGGAACGACUCCCGGAACAAGCGACACAUAUGGGAGAGUGUCUUCUAGUGGACGUGUCAUAAAGCAGACAAAUAAAGGGAAAAUCUUCAGUGCAGCAUUGUUGGUUGCUCAAGCUAAACAGACUAAUUCGCAAACAGGCAAAGUAACCAAGGCAGUAACCCCAGUGAGAGGCCAGAAAAAGAAGAAGCGGCGUUCUUGGGAAGUAUGGAGGAAUUUCGAGAAAGAUUUGUUUUUUGAGGGUCUUUUUGAGCAUGGCAAAGAUUUUGAUGCUAUCCAGAAUCUGAUAGCUAGUCGCUGCAAAAAACGUGGUAUAGAUGGUUCCAUUGUGAAGAAUAAGGACCAGGUGCGAUACUUUUACUACCGGACAUGGCAGAAGAUUGCCAAGUUUGUCCACUUUGAUGAUGAGGUUAAGAAAGAAACACAGGAAAUAUAUGGACUCAUAAAUUAUGGGGUUCUGCGAAAAGCUUUUAAAGGUUUGAAUGAGACUUCGGCUGUUCAUUUGAAUGAGCUGAUCCAUUCAGGAGUGAGCAAAGUGAAGGAAACUAUUGGUGUGGGGAAGAAGAAGAAAAGGAUAAGAAGAAUGCUGAGAACGCCAGUGUGUAGUGCCUUGAAAAAACUAAACAACAUUGAAGAAUCAAAGGAAGAGGCAGUGGAACUGCCAGAACAAAUAACAGUGGAAAUGGUGCCCCGAACUACAGCAGCUUGGCUUCGAGUCCAGAAUAUUUGUCAGAAUCCGCGUGUCCGCUUUCAUGUUUCAGUUAAUCGGAGUCUGGCAUCCAUCACUGAACACUUGCAAAAAAAGUGGCGAGAUCCUACUGACAGACUUCGCAGCAGUAUUAGUGGCACGGAGGUGGAGGAGAAGGAAGAAUUGGUAGUGUUUCUACAUCACAGCUACACCCUCACUCCGAUAACCAUCGCCCCACACCGCACCACCAGCAUUGAUCAGAUCACUUACUCCAGCUACAGGGAAAAUAUUUUAGGUAAAAGAGCAAAAAAAGCAAACGAAGAGACAAAAGUCACUUGUGAUGAAGGGAAACAAGCCAGUGACAACUCUUCUGAUGUUGAAAUGGUCGCAGUACAAGGAGAUCAAAGUAAUGAUGCAAAGAACAGCAUGCCUGAUCACUUGUUUCAAAAGCCUUCACUGGAGCGUACUGUAGGGCAGGUGCCUCUUCCAUCUUCAGUGUUUUCUACAGAUGAGAAUGCCAUGUUUCCAGACGGCCCUCUGUUUUCCUCUCCGCAAAAGACUGAAGUUUUAUCUGAGGCCAAGCAGGCAGUCAGCUCAGACUUAGCUGGUGAUGCAGCGGCAGCUGGCAGUGAAGUGUGCAAUGAAAACAAACAUCGUUCGGAAGCACCACCUUGUGAGCUUUCUCCUCAUUCAAAAGACAAACGCAGCUGGAGAGACGUGGAGUGUGAGACAGACAUGAGACAUCUGACAGACUCUGCAAUGAAGGGAUUUACACAACAUUCAGCCAGACUGGUGACUUUGGCACAGUUGUCGCUGAUGUUGGAAAAGAAAGGACAUUUUAUGUUGGAGUAUGAGUGGAGACCAAGGAGCUCUGCGGGCAUGCCACUCCGAGCGUGUGACGUGGGUGUGAUGUCUGAUGUGGACAAGCUAACCAACAUGCUGAGGAGGCUGGCCAACAUGGCAACACUUGAGUACAGAGACAUGUCUCAGAGAAUACGCCAGGCAACUGGGGCCAAGAUGUCACAGUGUACUUUGUGUGGCCACCAACUGGAACGCACUUCAACCUCACGCAGAGUAAAAACAUCUGAUGCUGCUUCUGAAACAGAUCCUUUGACCCUGGAGGCAAUAGAACGGUUAGUGCCAGGUGCAAGCAAUUUACUGCAGCCUGCCAAACUCAACAGCAAUGGAACCAUUGUUGGACUUUCUCCUUCCAAUCUGUUAGGAAGCACCCGUGAGUUGACACCAGACACAGAUGGAGUAUUCAGAGUCCCCAUGCCAUUGCCUCUUGUCCGGCACAGUGGACAGCCAAGACUGAUUUCCCAGACAUCAGUCAGUCAGCUAAUCCGUCCCCCAGAACCAAGAGUUGCAAAGUCUAACUUUUUGAUUCCAAGAAAGAGGAAAAGAACUCAUAAGCCAAUGAUUGUUCAGCGCACGCUGCUUCCCAAAAUGCCCAGUGAGCACCUCAUCACUCUUAUGCCCCCUUCCAGCACCUUUGCCUCUCAUCCCAUUGUCAUGGCAACAGAUCCUGCUGUUGUCAGUCCUCAAGUGCCUGUCUCACAAGUAGAGGUGGCUCAAGGCAGUCUGGUGUGUGCAGCUCCCCAAAUGGUGUCAGCAUCAGGUAUCAUGGACGGGGCAUCACAUCUGAAUACUUCGGACUUGUUCACUUCCAAUAUUGAAAUGCCUACGUCCUCCACUCCUAGUGUAUCAGGGCAGGCCUUGAGUCAUGGGAACAUUUCACCACCUUCUCUGUCUUUUCUGGACAUCUCUCUGCCUGGAACAUCCAGUCAGGUACCUGACAGUGGAGACAAGUUUCUGGACAUGGUUAUGGUCAAUGGAAGUACAGGUUUCACAGGUUUGUUGAAGUCUAGCAGACUUGACCAGGCUUCCUCCGCAGUCACCAGCAACACCCUUAGUACACCUCCACAUAGUCCCACUUCCUCCCCUCUCAAGAUUGGUGCCGACUCUCAGUGGCUGGGUGGAGAAGCUGUGGACAUAUCACUAGGCAGCCUGCUGGAUACACCACUGAAGAAAUCAGGAGACAGAGGAAGCCCUACAGUAUCCAGCAUAUCCUCCACCCCUCAGUCAGCAAGCAUUGCUUCUUUCAUCUUAGCACCUCCAACCUUGUUUGGGGAGGGUUCACAGGACUCCAUUGUUGCAAAAUUGGAUGUGGAGACAGCUUUGCAGAGUGUUAUGACAGAGAGCUCUAUUGAUUAUUCCUGCAAAUUUGAAAAACUGGCAGCUCAUUUGGCUGAAGGCGCAGAUUCCACACAGCCUGGUAUUUAAGGAAAAUGAUUAGACAAGGAAAUUUUCGUGCUGGAACAUUUUUGUGGGUCAAUAUGAAGAAUGUUCAGUGUUUCUCUGGAUGUCCAUGCAAAAUUCAAGUGUGUUAAAAAUGUAUUGGAAGGAACAUGACGGGCAAAACUGACAACGUUGGCUUGUUGUGAUGUUUCAUUUUUGAUAAAAAUCAGAUAGCAAGAAGAACAUUGGCAUUGUUUUGAACAUUUCUGCAGAACGUUUCACUGCUGGUUUGUGAAAGUGUUUCUGGGCAGCUGUCCAAACCAUGUCUUGAAAGUUGCUUAUUGUCCUUAAAGUUAUUACAUUUAAAGGACGAAAAAUAGAUUAUCUGUAUGCCUGAACAGACUUUCUAUUAACUAUAACCGUGAACAAGGGAUUUGUAUUUAAAUGCAAAUCUGAAUGAAGAAUCAACUUUAUACUGUUUUCAAAUGAGUUUGAAUCCAAGUAUUUUGCUUAAAUAUUUAUAUUUAGGUGCCUUUACCCUAAUCUUUUUUUGCAGUUUUGUGGAUCUUUAGAUGCAGAAUGUGUCGGGUAAAAUUUAUAUUUGUUGCAGCAAAGGAUGUAAAGUGACAUUUACCUGCAUGCAAGAGGUGCAAAACAAUGUUCCAUAAGUUUUAACUCUUAAAGUUCUGCCACAUAUGAAUAGUUUAUAAAAACACUCAUUUACUUUGUAGGAGAGCAAAAGUGUAAAACAAUAACUUUCGGGCCUUCAAUUCUUUGUUCAGUUACUUCCCUUUACAAGAAAAUCUGGUGCUUUAACUAGGAGAUAUGGACACAGGUAUCAGUAGUGUUUACAGAAGCUGAAUUGUUUUGGAAUUGAUGUGUAGUUUUAUAAGGAAAUUUAUCCCAAAUUUAUAAAUAGAACUCAUAAAUGCAUUACCCAAAAAAAUUGGCACCACCUUACCAUGGUGUUUUUUACAGUUAAAGUACCCAUAUGGGUAUGAGAAAGGGAAAAUGUUUGCUGAUGGCUGCUGUGAGUUGUAGGCGGAGGCUGUUUCAGUAUUCAUCUUUAUAGAAAGUGUUGCAUCUUUAGAAAUUGGUUUGAUUUGCUGUGAUUAAACAACUUGCUUGUUUGUUGA
Molecule: messenger RNA, 4911 nt
Organism: Pomacea canaliculata
Lineage: Eukaryota; Metazoa; Mollusca; Gastropoda; Architaenioglossa; Ampullariidae
Product: protein cramped-like
Exons: 20
Coding region: 641-3820 (1059 amino acids)
Biological process (GO): pattern specification process
Cellular component (GO): nucleus
Molecular function (GO): chromatin binding
Source: RefSeq, a predicted model, not a curated record